GCCGUAAAGUAACGAUAACACUGAGGAGCACAGAUAAAAAGAAAAGUGACGUUAACAAAAAGCUCGUACUCACAAAAGAGACAAAGAUCGAGAACACAGAACAAAGUCUGGCCUUUGCGGUUGGGUGCUAUUUUCUGUUCACUUACAGACGGUGUUAUUUUUUUAUAUGAGAGGUGAGCGGCCCCGGUGCCGUGACGAGAGAGGCAGAGCGAGCGAGAGCGAGGGCGCGACGGAGCGGACGUUACCCGGGCACCGCGAUGGCCUCCGACAGCGGCAGCAACAUGGACAGAGAGAUGAUCCUGGCCGACUUUCAGGCUUGCACUGGCAUUGAUAACAUAGCAGAAGCUAUCGCAUUGCUAGAGCUGAACAAUUGGGAUUUGGUGGCGGCAAUCAAUGGCGUGAUUCCACAAGAAAAUGGUAUCUUGCCAAGCAAUUUCUCCAGUGAGGGGACCCAGACCAGCGGUUUUGGGCCUCACAGUCAACCGACAGGAGCAGCUACACCUUCCCACUCUUCCUCCUCUACCCAGACACCUCCGUCUUCCUCUGCCUCGGCCUUCUGCCCUGUCCCGCCUUUGCGACACAUCAUUGAGCGCCAGCCACGCAUGCUUAACUUCCGUGUAGAGUACCGCCAGCGCUGUGUGGAGGUGGUCCUGGAGGAUGCCAGUACUGUGGGCGAAAUUAAACAGAUUUUGGAGACAGAGUUGCAGAUCCCCAUGUCAAAGAUGCAGCUGAAAGGCUGGAAGACUGGAGAUGUGUCUGACAGCACUGUUCUGCGAAGUUUACACCUGCCUAAGAACAACAGCUUGUAUGUCCUGACUCCUGACAUUGCCCCAGCGGCCAGCACAAGCCAGAACAGUGCUUUGCAGGAGUCGUUAAAUCAAAACUUCCUACUGGUUGUGAGCCACCGCGAGGCCCAGCGGGAUUACAGCCUCAACUUCCCUGGCAGCAGGACCGUCCAGGAGGUCAAAAGGAAUAUCUCGGACCUAACAAACAUUCCUGUUCGGCACCAGCAGUGGGAAGGUUGGCCUGCUACCGUCACUGAUGAUUCGAUGACACUGGCUGCCUCGGGGAUCAGCUAUCCUUGUCAUCACCUGAGCGUGUGUCGGAGAGCCUCCCCAGCACCCCCCCGGGAGCAGCCUGAGGAGUGCACAGAUGUACACAUGGUAAGCGACAGUGAAGGAGACGAUUUUGAAGAUGCUUCUGAAUUUGGGGUUGACGAAGCAGAAAUGUUUGGCAUGGGUACCUCAGGUUGUCGGAAGUCUCCCAUGAUGCCUGAGAAUGCUGAGAACGAGGGGGAUGCUUUGAUGCACUUUACUGCUGAGUUUUCAGCAAGAUAUGGAGACUGCCAUCCAGUCUUCUUCAUCGGCUCCCUGGAGGCAGCGUCUCAAGAGGCCUUCUAUGGCAAAGCCAGAGAUAGAAAGCUGCUUGCCAUCUACCUCCACAAUGAUGAGAGUGUGCUCGCCAACGUCUUCUGCUCCCAAAUGUUGUGUGCGGAGUCUAUAGUCUCCUAUCUCAGCCAGAACUUCAUCACUUGGGCCUGGGAUGUUACUAAAGAAGCCAACAAAGCCAGACUGCUCACCAUGUGCACAAGGCACUUUGGCAGUGUUGUGGCACAGACCAUUCGGACAUACAAGACAGAUCAGUUUCCCCUCCUCCUCAUUGUCAUGGGGAAACGUGCAUCCAAUGAGGUUUUAAAUGUCAUUCAAGGGAACACAACAGUGGAUGAGUUAAUGAUGAGACUAAUGGGGGCAACAGAGAUCUUCACAGCCCAGCAGCAGGAAGACAUUAGGGAUGAGGAUGAACGUGAAGCAAGAGAAAUGGUGAAGCGAGAGCAAGAUGAAGCAUACCGCUUGUCUUUAGAAGCUGACCGCAGAAAGAGAGAGGCCCAGGAGAGGGAAGAGGCAGAACAGGUUCGUCUGGAGCAAAUCCGAAAAGAACAGGAAGAGGAGCGUGAGGCCAUCCGUCUGUCCCUGGAGCAGGCCUUGCCUCCAGAGCCAGAGGAGGAGGGUGUUGAGCCAGUGAGCAAGCUGCGCAUCCGGACGCCCAGCGGCGAAUUCCUGGAGCGCCGCUUCCUUGGCAGCUGCAAACUGCAGGUGCUCUUUGACUUUGUGGCCUCCAAGGGCUAUCCGCAGGAAGAGUUCAAACUCCUCACCACCUUUCCCCGCAGAAACAUAACCCAGUUAGACCCUGCUUGGACUUUCCUGGAGGCCAAAUUGUUUCCUCAGGAGACUCUCUUUUUGGAAGCCAAGGAGUAAGACUGUUGUGGCAUAAAGAGGCAGGCUAGAGUAGUAAAGAACCACAUUGUGUUUCCUGCCUGUCAGCAGAGACCUCUCUCUCUCCCUCUCUCUCACACACACACACACACACACACACACA
This is a messenger RNA of Scleropages formosus (Asian bonytongue), 2376 nucleotides long. It is a transcript of the gene faf1, whose product is annotated as Fas (TNFRSF6) associated factor 1. Gene Ontology annotation, molecular function: NF-kappaB binding; ubiquitin binding. Gene Ontology annotation, biological process: ERAD pathway. Gene Ontology annotation, cellular component: nucleus; endoplasmic reticulum. NCBI's taxonomy places the organism in Eukaryota, Metazoa, Chordata, Actinopteri, Osteoglossiformes, Osteoglossidae. Bases 258 to 2255 code for a protein of 665 amino acids. The record is from RefSeq and is a predicted model, not a curated record. The transcript is spliced from 19 exons.